AUGAUUGCGAUGAUGGGGGGGGUGCGCUGUCGAGAUCUUUCUCUUUCUCAUUCUAGCCCCAUCCUCUCAAUUCCCUCCCUCUCUACCACCCGUCCGCUGUUUUAUAUAACAACACAAGAGGGUGGGUGGGGGAGGCGAUAGGGCUUGGGUUGGCUUAGGCUGGCUGGGAAUGGGUUGGUAGCCUGGUUGGCUGUCUCUAUGGGCUGGUGAGUACGGACGACUGAAAAGGAAUCGCCUCUCCGGGAGUCCCGUGGACAGAGCGCGAUGCCGAAAGCCGACGGGGAGCCGAGCGAGACCGAUGCCCUCAUUUUCGAGGAGAAAGGACCCUCUGGUCACAAGGAGCCCUGGCUACUGCUGGGCGCCAUGUGCUUCUCGGCCGGGAUCGGAGGCGGCUUCCAGUAUGGCUUCAACGUGGCAGUCAUCAGCGCCCCCACGGGGUUCAUCCAGCGGUUUGCUAACGUCACCCACGCGCGCCUCUGGGCCUCCCCACUGAGCGGACACGAGCUCACGCUGCUGUGGUCAAUCAUCGUGUCCAUUUUCACGUUCGGCUGCCUCCUGGGCGCCUUGCUCGCUGGUCCGCUCUCCCGUCGCAUGGGCAGGAGAGGCACUCUGCUCUUCAACAACGUGUUUGCGCUGCUGGGCGCCGCGCUCAUGUGGGGCUCCCACGCCGCCGCCUCCUAUGAGAUCCUCAUCGUGGGACGCCUGCUCGCCGGAGUCAACGCUGGCGUGGGGCUGAAUCUGCAGCCCAUGUACCUGGGUGAGAGUGCCCCCCAGCGGCUGCGGGGGGCCCUGUCCCUGUCCUGCAUCGUGUUCCUCACGCUGGGCAUCGUGGUAGCGCAGGUGGCGAGUCUGCGGGAGGUGCUGGGCAGCGAGAAGGAGUGGCCGCUGCUGCUGGCCCUCACGGCGCUGCCGGCGCUCGUGCAGCUCGCCACGCUGCCCGCCUUCCCCGAGAGCCCGCGGUUCCUGCUCAUCGACCGCGGAGACCGCCGCGGCGCAUUGGCCGCCCUGCGCCGUCUCCGUGGCCCUGGCGCCGACCUGAGGAGCGAGCUGCAAGAUAUGGAGGCCGAGAGGCUGGCGGUGGCCGGGCGGCCGGUGUCUCUGCUCAAGCUGCUGCAAGACCGCUCCGUACGCUGGCAGAUCACCUCCAUCGUGGUGCUGAGCGCCGGCCAGCAGCUGAGCGGCCUCACAGCGCUCUACUCGUACGCCGAGUACGUGUUCGUUGCCGCGGGCAUCGCUGCCGACAGCGUCCCCUACGUGAACCUCGGCACGGGGCUCUGCGAACUCCUCACCGCCACUUGCUGUGGGAUGUUGGUGGAGCGCACGGGCCGCAGGAAGCUGCUGGUUGCUGGCUACCUCGCCAUGGCUGUCUGCUGCUGCAUCAACACCCUGUCUCUGGCCCUCCUGGAGCGCGUUUCAUGGAUGCCCUACCUGAGCGUGGCCAGCAUCUUUGCCUAUAUCCUCAGCUUCGGCAUCGGCCCCGGUGGAGUGACGGCUAUCUUGGCGGCGGAGCUGUUCACGCAGGAGGCUCGCCCUGCAGCCUUCAUGCUGAGCGGAUCGGUGAUCUCCCUCAGCCUGCUCGCCGUCAGCCUCGUGUACCCCUUCCUCAUGAUGGUGCUGGGUCCCUUCACGUUCUUGGUGUUCGCCGUGGCGUGCAUGCUGUGCGCGUUCUACGCGGGGCUCGUGCUACCCGAGACGCGAGACCGCUCCUUCCUCGAGAUCAGCCGAGACUUCCAGUCGCUGAACGCGGACAAGCACGGAGCCGCACGCCCUGACCCAGUGGGGGGAUCUGAGGUCCUACAGGGAAAGUCGGGUGGGGUGGGGAUGACGAGAUAGGGCGGUGUGAUGUGGCCCAUCGGUGGCGGGGUCCGAUGCUUGUUGCAGCCUAGCGGUCACCCUAGUUAAUACUGCAGGGGUAUUAAUCAUGGUAAUAUGCACCAAUUCUAGAUUUGAAGCUUUCGUGACUGCAAGGAUUCAUAUUCUUAGGUUUUUUCGGUAAAGUCACGUAGGUAAAACAUCAAAAUUAAUAAAAAUAAAAUAAAACAAAAAUCACGACGUUUCGGAGGCAACACAAGUCUCCGUCAUCAGGUGGGACGUUUUACCUACGUGACUUUACCAAAAAAACCUAAGAAUAUGUAAUAUGCACCGUCUGCUUCUCAGUGGAAUGUUACAACGUGCGUGCUGAAUUUGCCAACCAUUCCGAAUUUCACUGUUCUCACUUCGUGAUGUUAAAAUGAAUGCACUGUUACACCACAUGUAGACUUUUGAUUACGGACAAUGUCUUAGAUGCAUAUGAUUGACUAACCCGUCUUUAAACACUUCAAGAAAACCGAAACUACGGAACAAACAGUUCAAAACGUUUUUUCACUCCUGAGACUCGAAUGUUGUCCGGAAAUCUGUUCACGCGAAAAACUAGAUCACUUUGAAAGUGCCAACUGCAGUAAUUACGCGAUUUGAUAAUUAACAAUUAACACCCGUAAUGUAACCCUGCUAUGUAUAACACAGAUUACAUCACUGGAGCGUCAAUUAAACGUUUUUAUUUUAAUGUUUGUAUUAAAAAUAUAUAAUA
Molecule: messenger RNA, 2566 nt
Organism: Lethenteron reissneri (Far Eastern brook lamprey)
Lineage: Eukaryota; Metazoa; Chordata; Hyperoartia; Petromyzontiformes; Petromyzontidae
Product: solute carrier family 2, facilitated glucose transporter member 11-like
Biological process (GO): dehydroascorbic acid transport
Cellular component (GO): plasma membrane
Molecular function (GO): D-glucose transmembrane transporter activity
Source: RefSeq, a predicted model, not a curated record